Molecule: messenger RNA, 1938 nt
Organism: Physella acuta
Lineage: Eukaryota; Metazoa; Mollusca; Gastropoda; Physidae
Product: WD repeat-containing protein 47-like
Molecular function (GO): protein binding
Source: RefSeq, a predicted model, not a curated record
CCCAGUCCUCCAGUGUCAAGGACUCCAGUAAUGAGCUGUACAAAGAGUAUCAGAGACAGAGGCAGCGCCUGCAACAGCAGCUGGAGAUACAGGAAAAACAAAGAGAAAUGUAUCAAAAAGAGUUGAUGGAAAUAGAAAAGAAGACCCAGCAUGCCAUGGGAGAUAACCGCUUAUCUGAGGAGCUAAGGUUCUCCCAGGGUGAACUCUCUUUGUCUUCAAUGCAGAUAGGUGGAGAUGUCAACAAUGACAAUAGAUGCGUGUCUGAAAGCUCAUCUGACCCCUAUCAAGUUGACCAGAUAUCCCCUUUCCCCGUGGCCUCCCAAACCCUCAUCCCCCUCCCCAAAGAAAAGAACAAACCAGCCGCCAUCGUCAUAGCCAAACCCCAGCAGCAACAACACCAGCCUGACGUAGACAUCAACAACAAAGGGGACCACGACAGCUCUGACCUUACCGCUAAACAGGAACAAAGUCUAGUCGGUCCAAGCAAGACAGAGACUCGACAGAUUCCUGGUAAAAUUGGAGCGGUCCAACCCACACGCAGAUCUUCAGACAUCACCAAACCCCAGCCACAACCACAGCCACACAAGCCGCGGUUCAUUCCUGUCACAAAACUAGAGGACCAACAAGCCAUCAGGACCAUAGCAUUUCACCCUAAGGGAAACUUCUACGCCAUCGGCUCCAAUUCCAAAAUGCUCAGAGUUUGUGCGUUUCCAAAUAUGGGAAAUUUAAGAGAGGAACAUGUGGCAUACGAGACGAGUGUUGUUUACAAACAUGCCAAACAUCACAAAGGCUCCAUCUACUGCUGUGCCUGGAAUCCCCUGGGCGAUCUGAUAGCCACUGGCAGCAACGACAAGACCAUCAGACUGACCAGGUUCAAUGAGGACACUCUCAGUGCUGAAGGACCUGGCAUGGAGCUGGCUUUCCAUGACGGCACCAUCCGUGACCUAGUGUUCAUGCAGGAUGUGACCAAUCGCUCCUCCCUCCUCAUCAGUGGUGGUGCUGGAGACUGUAAGAUCUAUGUAACAGACUGCGAGACCGGCGCCCCCAUACGGGCUAUGUCUGGUCAUACAGGACACAUCUAUUCCCUGCACACAUGGGGUGGCUGUAUGUUUGUCAGUGGCUCACAAGAUAAGACAUCAAGAUUCUGGGACCUGAGGGCGUCGUCACCCAUUACAGUAGUACCAGCUCCCUCUGGUAGUCCAUAUGCAUCCGUGUGUGUUGAUCCAUCUGGGCGGUUAAUGGUAUCCGGUCAUGAAGAUGGAGUGGUUAUGUUGUAUGAUAUCCGUGGAGCUAAAGUGGUUCAAAGUUUCCAGCCCCACAUAGGUGAAUGCCGGUCUGCCAGGUUCUCCAACAAUGCCUACUACCUGUUAACUGUGGCAUAUGACAACAGGAUAGUCAUCACAGAUCUCCAUGGUGACCUGUUGCGACCUUUGCCCAGUGUCUUGGUGGGAGAGCACAAGGACAAAGUUAUCCAAGGCAGGUGGCACCCCACACAGUUUGCAUUUGUCACCAGUAGUGCGGACAAGUCGGCCAUUUGCUGGGGAUUACCCACAAUCCUUUAGUGUAAACAAUCAUGCUAGAUGUGGUUUAUCAUUUAUUUAUUUUUAUUUUCAAAUGUACAAUUUAACAUAGGAUGCAACUAGUUUAUUAUUAAAAUGUGUCGAUUAUGCUAAAAGAAUGGAGGCAGAAACAAUAGCAACUCUUUGUAUUAUACAUGUUGUGUUACAUAGUCAAACAUCUGUGUUCUAGAUUACAGGCAGUAAUUUCGCAAGUCUAAGCCCACCUUUUAUAAUGUAGACUACCUACACAAUUGUUAUGUGAUACUAUUGCCAGAACUUUUUCUUGACUACCCUUCAUGAAUGCUUGUCCAUGUAAUUUCAUUAGUUUUCUACAGCGAUUGCGGAUAGUGCAUUUAUACUUAACUUUCUGAAUUCCAGA